CAUUGCUUAAAUAAUGGUUAAAAUGAGGAAGUAGUGGCUGAACAAUUGAAGGCGUCAUUUAAAUUUUGGCAAGAUAUUGGUUGAAUAAUGGUCAAAAUUAUCUAACAUUGGCCAGAUUUUAGUCACAGUAAAAAAAAUCACAUCACCGAUUGUUUUUACCAUUUCUAAUAUCGUCUACGUAUAACUGAAUCUUAAUGGAAUUAGAACGAUAUUCUCUAUGACGGGCAAAAUGACUGGAGUUAGCUUAAUGAAUUCUUGGGUUGAAGUAAACAAUGACUUCAAAAAGACUGCCAACACUACACAGUUGAUGGAUGACGAUCCAGAAAUUUUCGAUGGAUCUAGUCUCUAUUCUCACUUUUGUAAUGUUUGGCAAAAUUCUCAGACAUCUUUAUCAGAAAUCCCUAUCCAAUAUAAAGAUGCUUGCUACAAAACUGUCCAACGAUUACCUAAGAUAUUUACGAAACUCUCUCAUCGUAGAGGAUUACCUAAUAUUCGUAGUGUAACAGAAAUGAUCAAUUUGGAAAGAAAUACCUGGAGUCUUAUUUCCAGUAUUUAUUUAGACCGUUUUCAAUCUGAAAUGAAGACUGGAACAACUGAAAGCAGUGAUCUAUCUAAUUUUAAUCAUUCAGAAAAGGAAAUAAUCCGGCUACUGUAUGAAAAGGAUAGUGAACUACGUGAAACACAGAUAUUGAUCGAUUGGCUAGAACUGCUGGUUCGUGAACAAAUUGAAGAAGUUGCCGAAAGAUAUGAAUGCCUUUUUAAUCAAACAACAGCUUGGGAGAAUACAGCACACUUACUGGAUUACCUGCCACAAUCAGAACUUACAAAGCGCCGUUUAGUCAAAGAAUUGCAUCCAGAUGUGGUAACGCUUACUGGCAAUGAGCUGGAUCAAAAAGAUCAAAUCGAUAAUGAUCGUUAUGUGAAUUAUUUAUUUUUAUGCCUUCGUGGUGGAGAUCUUCAUCGUGCUCAACUGUUGUGUACACAACGUCAUGAAUAUUGGCGAGCUAUUUCACUGGAAGGUUGGCGUCCAUUUCAUUAUUCCGGAUUUAUUGAGAGUGAAUCCAAGGAAAUGGAGAAGGCAUUUAAUGAAGAUGAAGAACUCGGUGAUUCAGGACCAUUUUAUAUGCAGUUAACUGUUGAAGGCAAUCCAACAAGAAUUUUGUAUAAAUCUGCAUGUUGGUGGAAUUCUGAAAAUGUAAACUUACGUUCAUUUGAACGGGCUAUCUAUGCAACACUCUCAGGGAAUUUAGAUGUACUAACACAAAUUUUGCCUGCUUCAUGGACUGAUCAAACUUGGGCACAUUGUCGAGCGUUGGUUGAAGCACGUGUUGAUUCUAGCCUACGUAGUUUAUUGAAUACUGGUCCUAGAGCUGAUACCUUAGCAGUUACAGGUAGAACAACAAAACGCUGGCCAUUAGAUGGUGGUUUAACUCUACCAGAUUCAGCAUGGGCUCCUGGUGAUUGGACUCUUUCGGAUGCAUUUGCACGUGUUGAUGCACGUCUUGGUUGGUCAGCUAUUGGUUGUCUAGAAAAGUGCAGUAGUAGUAGUAGUAAUCUACGUAUGCGAACGGUUAUACGGUCUGCAAUGAACGAUUUCUUAAUGGAUGAUAAUUCCUACAUGUAUGCAAAUGAUGGUGAUGGUUUUCGUAAUAAUAACAAUAAUGGCGAUGAUUUACAAUCGCCUUCAGUUUAUGCAAUUGUCUAUUGUAUAUUCUAUGCUGUACAACAGACUGUUAUGUUAAGAAAUUAUGAUUCCUUUUUGGCAACUUUAGCAAAUAUUAUGCCAAAAUUAGUAUGUUAUGGCCUGGGUGAUGGAGUGGUUCCCGAGAUCGGUCCUAUACAACCACCAGAUUUCAGUCGAGUUGGUAAUAUCGAUCAAGUGAUCUGUCAUACACUUCGAUUUUUAACACAUUUUGUCCUGUUCUUGAAAUCUGCAGAAGCCGACAUUCAGGAUGUUACUUGUUCAGAAAUUAUCAAAGCUUAUUUGUGCUUUCUAAUGUGUAGUUUAACAGAAGUAUUAAACGCUGGUUGGAAUUUAUCUCAAAAAAGUUUUACAGAAUGUUUAAAGAAGACGGAACAUGAAAGUUUUAAAGAAUUAAUAGAUGUAUUAUUGAAUUCAGAUAUUCGAGAAUAUGGAGUACCAUGGUUAGGAGAUUAUAAAAAAUCUACUCAACUUGAAGCAAAUGGUAGAAUUGUUCAACUGACUCGAUUACGUAAUAUCAGUAUACCACAAGCUGUUGAAGAUAUGAUGAUGACCACUUCUGCAGAUAAUCGUGGACCUUGUCUACUUCGAUUAACAUUUACUGAUGGUCGUAAUACAAUAACCGGCUUAGAUAUGCAGGAUAAAACAGAUUUGAGUAUGGAUAUUCCACCUGGAACAAAAUUUCGUCUAAUGGGUUCAAUUCCUAUAUCUAUGGGAUUUUUGCUGUUGUCAAAAAAUCAUCUCAAAGUACUCGGUGGUACAGUGACUAAUUUAAUCCGUGAAUGGAAUAUGACCAAGUUUCUUAAAGAUACUGAAAAUCGUAAUAUCACUGGCGGAGCUCCAGUGUUUGUUCCAUUCGGUAGUCGAGAAGCUACAGAUUUAAUACAAAGUGAAGGCAAAUUUCUGAGUCAACUUCGAUCAGAUCGAGAAAGUAAUCAAAUGAAAUUCGAUUCAUUUCAAAUGGCAACAGCACGUAAUGAACCGCAAGAGGAGAGUGAAUUACAAGCCAUGUUCAAUGAACAACGUAAAGAAAUUCUGGCUGAAUUGAAAGCAUCCAACUCGUCUUCUUCUGCGGCUGCUGGUGGCGGUGGUCGUGGUGGGGAUAAAACUGUUUCAAAUUAUCAUAAUGCGAAUAGAACAUUCCCAGGCAGUACAACUAGACGAUUUAAACCUGGUUUAUCGAAAUUUUAUCAAUUACAAUUACAAAAAUCUGAAGAAUAUAGUCUCGCUAUCGGUCAGUUACUGUCAUUAGGCUAUCCAUACCAGUUAGCAAGUAGUGCAUUGAAAAUUAAUCGUGGUAAUUAUCAAGCUGCUGUUGAUUAUCUUCUUUCGAAGUCUACAUCAACAUCUAUGCAUUUGGAUGAGAAUCCAGUGAAUAAUAAUCAUACACCGGUGAUUUCUUCUUCAUUGCCACGUGGAUCUAGACCAUAUGGAGGUAGAGGAAGUCGUGGUGGUCGGGGUGGUCGAUUUAAUUCAACAGACGGCGACGAGAUGAAUUCAUCUCGGUUCCAUUCAUCGUCGGCAGAUACUCCACAGAGUAGACCGUCAACUGGAUUAGUACGACUUGAUGAUUUAAUUGUUGAUUCAAUGCCAACAAAAUCAGCAACAGCAGCAGUACCGCCAUCAUCAACAACAACAAAAGGCGUCCAUCAGACAGUAAUUAAUCAUCAUCGAUUAAAACCAACUGCUAAUCAGGUCUUGUUAUCUGUUGGUUGUCCAAUUUUAGCCCAGAAUAUAUCCGGGGAUUAUGAAGAAGCCCAAUUAAUUGGUUAUCUAUCGAAUACUAAUACUGGCAGCAGUUCAGGGGAAAAGAUUGUUCUCGUCGCCUAUCUACAUUCUGAUAAUGCUACAGGUAAAAUUAGUAUAGAAGAAGAGAUUGUACCGAUCAGUUUGAUAAGAACAAUGAAUCGAGAAAAAAUAACUAUAGAUAUGGUACCUCCAGCACCAUCUGACCGUGUGAAACCUUACGGAUCUUCAUCAAAUUCAGCAUCUAUGAAUUCCAAUCAAUUUGAUGAUAUUCACUUUAGCCAUCAGCCAUAUCCUCCUACAUCGGGCAGAGGAUAUCGAGGGAACAGUCGUGGUAGCGGUGGUGGUGGUGGUCGCCGAGUAUUUAGCGGCGGAAGAGGUAGACGAGGAUCAUCACGUGGUGGUGGUGGUGGUAGGUACAGUAACUUCUGAAUGAAAGAAAAAAAGAAUGAAACUGGAAAUCUUUUGUCUGACAUAUCAUCAUCGUGCUUCAAUCAGUUUUAUAUCUGUUGUCUUAUAAUAAACCUGUACAUAUCCUUGUCGCUGUCGACCUGUUUCUUUUUUUCAUUAGUUGCUUUUCUCUGUCUGUAUUGUGGCUGUAAAUUAUAUUUUUCAUAGGCUA
This is a messenger RNA of Trichobilharzia szidati, 4070 nucleotides long. NCBI's taxonomy places the organism in Eukaryota, Metazoa, Platyhelminthes, Trematoda, Strigeidida, Schistosomatidae. The record is from the annotation of a GenBank genome assembly.